GCUAAGUAUGCCAACUUGAGCUAAACAUGUCAUAGUGAUAGCUUCCAACUUUCAAGGAUUAAUGUUCACGGAUUUAUUGAAGGAAUGGCUCCUUGGCAUCCACCACCACCAAAGCAUAGGCGUAUUUAACCUUCGAUCUUGGAGCCUAGUAAUGUAUGGUAUAUAUAAGUUAGAUAAUGGAGGACAUGUUCGACAUUACUCUCGGUCUCCACUUCAGCCUCGUGGAAGAAGCCGUUCGAAACAUGACAAGCAGGGAUUAACAGAUCAAGGGGCGUCGGCCAAGAAGGCGCUGGAGAACGAAUUCCGAAAGGCUACAGAUUGUAUGGAGUUUUGCCGGCAGCAAACCAACCCUAUGGAUGAAAUUGGGGUUGAAGACACAAAGUUGGUGGAUGAGGAUCUUUAUGAUCCAAUUGAUGAAGAUGGAAAGCUUGAAGUUAUGAUUUAUGCUACAGGUGUGGAUGGGGAGGAUACGCAUAUACACGAUGGGAUCAUCCCACUGUCAUGCACUUCAGAUGUUCCAGAUAAUGCUCCUUUGUUUCACGUGCUUGCAGCGUGGAGUUCAUCGCUGAAUUACAAAGGCAGAAUACCACCCUUUCUAAUAACACUCGGUCUGAUAUGGUUAAGACCAAUGUGGAAUCUCAGAGACCCAUGUUGGGAACUUCUUUCUAACCAACCCGUGACAGGCAAGGAGGUGCAGCCAGCAAUGCUAACAGAAAUAUUCAUUUGGCAGAGGGAUGCUUGGACUAAGCCUGAUCACAUACAAGUUUCGGUGGUAGAGAAUUUCAAAGACUACGCACAUGAAGGUGGGGCGGUUAAUCCCAUUUUGGAGAACGUACAACAAAAUAUGAAAAAGCAUAAUAAUGCUAUUGUGGGCAAAUUGAUCGGAAGAAACUUUACUUAUUCAGUUCUUAAUAUUGAGCUCAGCUGGAAGUGGGCACAAUUUGGUUUUUUGAAAUUUGUUGCUCUCUCUAAUGAAUGUUUCUGA
Phalaenopsis equestris is the source of this 985-nucleotide messenger RNA. RefSeq lists its product as uncharacterized. Bases 62 to 985 code for a protein of 307 amino acids. The record is from RefSeq and is a predicted model, not a curated record. The transcript has 2 exons. NCBI's taxonomy places the organism in Eukaryota, Viridiplantae, Streptophyta, Magnoliopsida, Asparagales, Orchidaceae.